This is a messenger RNA of Aspergillus glaucus CBS 516.65, 843 nucleotides long. RefSeq names its product class I SAM-dependent methyltransferase. The transcript has 4 exons. Lineage: Eukaryota; Fungi; Ascomycota; Eurotiomycetes; Eurotiales; Aspergillaceae. Bases 1 to 843 code for a protein of 280 amino acids. The record is from RefSeq and is a predicted model, not a curated record.
AUGGCACAAUCUCAAUCAUUUCCAUCUAGUUAUGACUCAAGCAAAUACUACGAUCCAGAGAUCCAAUCCGUCCGCGAACCCGCGAGAACGAUAUUCGAGGAAUAUAGCAAGAUUCCAAAUGAGAAGAUCGCGGAUCAUAUUAACGAAGUCAGGAAACGUGCUUUCGCCGUGACACCAUACCCAUGCAUCGGCCUAUUCAGAUUCCUCGAAUUAGACCUCCAUCGAAUGACAAUCUACCCCGAGAUAUUAGAACGAGUUAAAUCCGGCGAUAAGUUCCUAGAUCUAGGAUGUGCACUGGGACAAGAACUCCGGCACUUAGUCCACGACGGCGCCCCCUCCACAAAUCUCUACGGCUGCGACCUAACCCCCGAUCUUUUCACCGUGGGCUACGACCUCUUCAACGACCGGCACACCCUUCAAUCCCACUUCAUCGUCAGCGACAUCUUCGACAACAAUUCUGAUCUAGUCACCCACUUCACAAAUCACUUCUCCAUAAUAAACACCAUGUCCUUCUUCCACCUCUUCACCUGGGAUCAACAGAUCCUCAUCGCAAAGCGCAUCGUAACCCUCCUCCGCCCACAACCCGGUUCCUUACUCGUCGGACGGCAGGUUGGGAAGGUGAAGCAUAGCGAGGGGCCCGAGCCGGAGGGGAGUUUGAUUGGGUAUUACCAUAAUGAGGAGAGUUGGAGGGCGAUGUGGGGGGUUGUGGGGAGGGAGACGGGGACGAGGUGGAGGGUUCAUGUUGUGGGGGAGAAAUGGGGGGAGACUGGUAGUGAGGAGAUUUUGAGGUUGGUUAGGGAGCAGGGGCAGAUUAAGGUUAGGUUUGUUGUUAGGAGGGAGUAG